Carassius carassius (crucian carp) is the source of this 2388-nucleotide messenger RNA. RefSeq names its product intraflagellar transport 80 homolog (Chlamydomonas) (gene ift80). Gene Ontology annotation, cellular component: centrosome; cilium; intraciliary transport particle B. The transcript is spliced from 19 exons. Gene Ontology annotation, molecular function: protein binding. NCBI's taxonomy places the organism in Eukaryota, Metazoa, Chordata, Actinopteri, Cypriniformes, Cyprinidae. Gene Ontology annotation, biological process: cilium assembly. The coding region runs from base 1 to 2325 and encodes 774 amino acids. The record is from RefSeq and is a predicted model, not a curated record.
AUGAGCUCAGAACAUCUCGCGAGAACACACAGAGAGCUGGUGAGCUGUGUGGGAUGGACGAGUGCUGAUGAGCUGUACUCCUGCAGCGAUGACCAUCAGAUUCUGCGGUGGAACCUGCAGAGCAACGACACCAGUGUGCUGGUCCAUCUCCAGGAGCACAUCUACCCCCUGGACCUGCACUGGCCCCCCCGCAGCCUGAGCGGCAGGAAGCAGGCCGCGGCCGACAGCUUCGCCCUCACCAGCACUGACGGUAAACUCCACCUGGUGUCUAGAUCUGGACGUGUGGAGAAGAGCGUGGAGGCCCACAGAGGAGCUGUGCUCGCUGGACGCUGGAAUCAUGACGGGACGGCUCUUAUCACAGCUGGUGAAGACGGACAGCUGAAGAUCUGGUCUAAGAGUGGGAUGCUGAGGUCUACUCUGGCCCAACAAGGGACUCCGGUGUACUCCGUGGCGUGGGCUCCAGACUCAGGACGGGUUCUGUACACAUCGGGUCGACAGCUGGUGAUCAAACCACUGCAGCCCAGCGCUAAAGUCCUGCAGUGGAGAGCUCAUGACGGAGUCAUUCUGAAGGUGGACUGGAGUGCUGUCAAUGAUCUCAUACUGUCAGGAGGAGAAGACUGCAAAUAUAAGGUGUGGGACAGCUACGGCCGGCUGCUCUUCUCCAGCUCAGCUCAUGAUUACCCCAUCACCUCAGUGGCCUGGGCUCCAGACGGAGAGCUAUUCGCCAUGGGCUCCUUCCACACACUCAGACUGUGUGAUAAGACCGGGUGGUCGUACUCUCUGGAGAAGCCCAGCACAGGAAGUCUGUUCAGUCUGGCCUGGUCUGCAGAUGGCACUCAGCUGGCCGGAGCCUGUGGGAACGGACAUGUGCUGUUCGCUCACGUCGUAGAGCAGCGCUGGGAGUGGAGGAACUUUGAGAUCACACUCACUAAGAGACGCACUAUGCAGGUCAGAAACGUGCUGAAUGAUGCAGUGGAUGUUCUGGAGUUCAGAGAUCGGGUCAUCAAAGCGUCACUGGCUCACGGUCAUCUGGUGGUCACCACCUCUCUGCAGUGUUACAUCUACAGUGCUAAGAACUGGAACACGCCGCUGAUCUUUGACCUGAAGGAGGGAACGGUCAGUCUCAUCAUGCAGGCCGAGAGGCACUUUCUGUUGGUGGAUGGAGCAGAGCUGUUUGUGUACUCGUAUGAGGGCCGUUUGGUGUCGUCUCCCAAGAGUCCCGGGUUGAGAAUGGACAUCCUGAGCUCUCAGUCCAUCUCUCUGAGCAACGACAGCAUGGCCAUACGAGACACGAGCGAUGAACGAGUCAUCUUUCUGUUCGAGGCUCAGACGGGAAAAGCCAUUGGUGAUGGCAAACCUUUGACCCACAAGAUAGAGGUGGUGUUCGUCGCGCUGGAUCAGUGUGGCUCGUCCAGUGACAGAAGGAUCGCACUGAUCGAUAGGAACCGUGACCUCUACCUGACCUCUGUGAGGAAGCUGGGCCGAGCGCACAGCAUGCACAAGAUCGGGUCGAUGGUGGACACUAUGGCCUGGAACGACUCGGCUAACAUCCUGUGUGGGAUCCAGGACAGCCGCUUCACAGUCUGGUAUUAUCCUAGCGUGGUGUUUGUGGACAAAGACCUGCUGCCCAAAACCAUCUUCAGCAGAGACAGCAGUGAGUUCAGUCGUCCUCCUCAGAUGGUGAGCUAUGAGGGCAGUCAGGUGACGGUCAGACGGGUGGACGGCUCUCUGGUGCGCAGCGCCGUGUCACCGUACCCCAGCUUACUGCACGAGUACACCGGCAGCGGUCGCUGGGAGGACGCACUCCGCAUCUGCCGCUUCGCCAAGGAUCAGACGCUCUGGUCGUGUCUGGCCGGUUUGGCGAUGGCCAAUAGGGAGCUGAGCACAGCAGAAGUGGCGUACGCAGCUAUAGGAGAGAUUGAUAAAGUGCAGUACAUCAACUUCAUCAAGGAUCUUCCGUCGAGAGACUCGUGUGUGGCUCACAUGCUGCUCUUCAGUGGACACGUGCAGGAGGCCGAGGCCACUCUACUGCAGGCCAACCUCAUUUACCACGCCAUCCAGAUACACAUCAACCUCUACAGCUGGGACAGGGCUCUGGAGCUGGCGGUGAAGCACAAAACUCACGUGGACACAGUGCUCGCUCACAGACAGAAGUUCCUGCAGGACUUUGGAAAGCAGGAAACCAACAAGAGGUUCCUGCAGUACUCUGAGGGGGUGGAAGUGGACUGGGAGAAAAUACAGGCUAAAAUUGAAAUGGAGUUUGCCAUGGAGCGGGAAAAAGCAGCCAACUCAUCCGUCAGAAGCAGUGUUUCCAUUCGCAGAUAAACACACACCUGUAAUGUAGUGCAGGUGAACUGAGGCCUGGGUUCCCUGUGGCUAACUCUCACA